Molecule: messenger RNA, 2864 nt
Organism: Orycteropus afer afer
Lineage: Eukaryota; Metazoa; Chordata; Mammalia; Tubulidentata; Orycteropodidae
Gene: CCDC178
Product: coiled-coil domain containing 178
Source: RefSeq, a predicted model, not a curated record
AUGGGGGAGAAUAAAGAUGUUUUAUUUGGCUACCCAUGCAGACGUCACAGCUGUUCUGUAGUAAACAUCCCAACACCAUGUGUAAACAAAAUGAUUUCUCAUAUUCAGGAUGUGGAGUCUAAAAUACAGGAGUAUUUGAAACAGUUUGAAACAGCAUAUGGAGAAUGGAGUGCAGCUUCUUCCACAAAAGGAGUGACAGAAGAUUGGAGUACAAGCAUUGCUGCGUCAGAGGAAAAGGUGAAAACAGAAGUGGAAGAUGAAAAGUGUCCAGAAAUAAAGCAAGAGAUGGGAACAUUGUUGUCAGAGGCCAUCCAUCUCAUUAAAAGCCUAGAAACUGACCGUGCAGAAGCUGAAGAAGCUUUAAGACAACAAAAAUUGAGAAAGCAAAAGAUUAACAUGAAAAUUGACUCUUGGUCAAUCUGGAGACUUCAAGAACUCCCCUCAGCUGUGCAAAAAGAACAUGAGACAUAUUUGAGAGAUAUUAUAGAACUACGAUGGCAUCUUGGAGAUAAAGCUCAUCAACUAGAAAAUUUAAAGGAAGAAAAGACAAAGUUAGAAGAAGCUAAUGCAAAGAUCCAAGCAGACAUAGACUAUAUAAAUGAGCACGCCCCUCUCCUGGACUCGAAGCAGAAGCAGGAACUUGAAGCUCUGAGGGAAUGUUACUUAAAAAAAUUUGAGGUAAUGGAAAAGUACAAAAAUGUUCAUGAAGAACUUGAAGAAGCUACAGAAAACUGUCAAAAUACCAAACUGAAUGCUGAACAAAUUAAAGCAGAAAUGGAUAGAGAUAUUCAACAGAAUGAAACAGACAUGGAUAACUACAAGAAACAGAUAGAUAAACUUUGUGAUCUCUGCACUUACUACUCUUCAUCCAUAGAAGAUGUUAACAUUGAUAUUGAGGAGAAGGAACAGGCAGCGACUGAGGCAUUGAAGGAAACAACGUCAUCAACAAAUGAAUUAGCUGCUUUAUCAAAAAAGUUGGAGGAGGUCAGACAAUGCCAACCCCUUGACCUUUUUGCACUUCAGUAUGGAUUACAGCUCAACAUAAACAAAACAAAAAUCCUUACAACUGAACAAAUAAGGAAAAAGGCAGAAUAUGAGUUUGAAGUCCAAAGUUUGUUGAAACUGAAGGCAAAUAAUAAUGAAUUCCUUAAAGAGCUAUACAAGGAAGCUUAUAACAUUGGUGCUAUUUUCCACAUAACCAAAUUUAAAACAGACGAACUGGAAGGGAAAAUAGCAGAAGUCAGAAGAAAAUUUAAGGGUAGAGAAGAUAACUUGAAAAAACUCAUUCGAAAUGAAGUGUCUACUACAUUACUGAUUCAGAAAAACCUGUGUUGUGUUCAAGACGCCCAGGGAAAGGAGAGGCAGGACCUCACAGAUAAGAAAACCCUAUAUGCCCUAACAUUGACACAAUUGGAGGAACCGCUGGUUGAACUAGAAGAAGAAGCCAUCAGAAUCAGAAGUCUCCAUGAGGAACACUCUGACAAACUUAAUGAAAUAAUGGAGAAGAAAAAACAUAUUAAAAGAAAUGUGGAAAGAACAAGGAAAAAGUUGAGACUACAGGAGAAGAAAACCCGUGAGGCACUAACACAAACAGAGGAAAAACGCUCAACAAUUUUUAAAGAAAUAAGUGAAACUAAGAGUAAAACAUCAAUUUUUCAAAGCAAAAUAAAUAAAUUGAAUGAGGAAUUUCUAUUAAAGGACCAGGAAAAGAAAAAUUAUGAUAAGAUACUUGACAUUUUAAAUGAAAAAUUUCUAAGUAUAAGAUAUAAAAAAGAACAUGCCGAAAUUGUAUUCGAUCAUCUCAAGAAUGAGAGGAAAUCCUGUCAAGAGAGACGAUAUGAGGAAGAAGAGAGAUUUAAAGGGCUCAUUUGCAUGAGGCAGAAAACUCUGAGAGACAUUAAAGAAACGCAACUUAAUUCACUACAAGAAAAUCUGUUCUUAGCUCAAGAGUAUCAGAAGGCACAGGACCUCUUCUUAAGAGAAAAGGAGAAAUAUUUCAAUAUGUAUGUUCGACAGUUGUCACUUGAUGCUUCAAUUAGAGAUACAAUACAGCUCUGUCAGCUGCAAAGAAGGAUACACAAGGUAUGGGAGACGCACUUCAAACUGGUGGCCCUCUGCAGCCGGAUGAGGCUGGCCAAGUUCCAGACAGACUCUCAAGAGAGUAUUCAGAAAAUAUUAGCUGUGCAGGAGGAAUCUUCAAAUUUAAUGCAACACAUCUUCGCUUUCUUCCAGUCUUUGACAGAUGGCCAGUGUGAAAACGAUGGUUAAGCAAACAACUAAUGUAUCUUGGAUGCUGAAAUAAAAGACAAGAAAAGUCACACAGUUCAGAUAACAGUGUAAUUGGACAUUCACCUGUUUGCCAUUUCACACUUCCAUGGACGGAAAAACUCACUCACCUCCCAGCAUGCUUUGCCACUCUUUUACUUACAGCAAAUCCAUAACAAUGAAACAGGUGACUUUCAUGCUGCUGUCAGGAACGAUCUAAUUUCAGCUCUGGGUGACUGAUUGCAAUUGGCUUUGCCUCAUCUGAUAAUUAAUCUAUGUCACCAUUAAUUGGAAGAGAGAAUAAUUACUGGCGGUGUUGACAGUGACUGUGCGCUUCCCCAGAUUUCCCCAUCGUGUUGGCCCAAAUAAAGGCUUUGCGACUCAGUACUUAAAGUUUGUGUAAACUGUAACAAUACCUAUGCCCAUGUGACAGUCUGUCUAAUGUACUUUUGUUUUUGUGUUUACCAAUCUUUUUUAGCUCACUGAGAGCUGUCUCUCUCAAUCACUCCUCAAUGUUCUAUCUUAAUUUUGUGGAAGUUUAAAGUUUUCAAUGAGCUGGAGAUGAAUGAUUAAUGAAUAAAUUUAAAUGCUUCAUUUUG